CAGAGACCAUGUCUCCAAAGCAUUAUCCAAAGGACAAAUUGUGUGUUCUUACCUGGGGUGCAAAAGUAUUAAAUCCAUCGAUUCUGUUCAAUUUUAUAAUUUUCCAAUCCAUAACAAUGAUCUACUCUACAAGUGGACUCACUAUUGUGAUGAACAAUUCCUUCCUAAUUUAACAAAGAGUGAAUUGUCGAAUAGAGCAGUGUGUGAAAAACAUUUUACUGAUGACUCAUUCGAAGAGGCAUCCAGAAAAAUAAUGAAAGGAAAUGCAAUCCCAAAUAUACCUCGUAAUAAUAAUGAUGUUGUUAUACAAACCCCACCACCAAAGUUAUAUACCAAAGUUAGUAGGCCUGUACAACAAGUGGAUUGUCCAAACUCAUCUGAGAUUGAAAUAGAGACGUGUCAGCAAAAGGUCAGCAAUGAAGAAAUUAAAGAUGAUCUGACCAGUGUCGAUACAUCAUUUACCACUGUCAGAGCUCCUGUAAGAACAUACAAGCGUACUGCUCCCAAACGUCAGCAUACUGCUUCUAUUCAGGGACAAACAAAAAAUGAAGAACAAGAAAUUAGACAAGUGGCAAAGUUUGAGAUAUCAGAGAAAUCAAAAAAAGAUGCUAAUCAAGGUUUUGAAAUAGUACGCGUUCAAGAUCUAGAAAGAAAGAAAGGUAUAGAAGAUAGAUAUAGAAUGAAUGAUAUAGAAAUCAAUGUCAACAUUAACGAUUUGUUAACCAGUUCAGAAAAAGAGCCUUCAACAUUGAUCUCCACUUUGCUUGAAAAAUUGCAUAGCUGCUUCUAUUGUAAUGACCUAGUUGCUGAUAUGAAAACACAUCUUGUUUUACAACACCCUAAAAAAAAAGAAGUGCUAAGUGCCCUUGCAUUUGGAAAGCAUAAAAAAGAAAAAAUGUUGACUCUUUUAACAAGAGUUGGUGAUUUUAAGCAUAAUUGUAGAGUCCUUGAGGCUAACACUGGUUUUUUAAUAUGUUUAGGGGGCUGGCAUCACACUUUCUUUACUAUUGACAAAAGCAAAUUUUUGCCAUGCCCACUAUGUGCUGCUUUUAUUCAUAUUGAUUGUUUUACUCAUCAUAAUGAAUGCUGUAUGUUUAAGGAUGUCUCAGAGACAAAGGUACAAGAGCCGGAAAAGAAUUUGUUAAUGAAAAGUCAGGCAAUGUUGAGCCAUUUAAAGAAAAGUGAGGUCAAAAAGUUAAAAGAUCAUUAUUUCUACAGAUUGAAAGGAAUAUUUGGUUCCCUUGCAAAAAACGAUGAGUUGAUAAUGUGGAUUGUAUCAUAUCUGUUUAUCAAUGAGAGGUGUAGAGAAGAAGGUUUGGUGUUGUUGACAAGACUGGGAUUCAUCGUUCACUUGUAUAGUAGGGUGACUGGAAAUUCAGAAGGGGUUAAGUUUGAAAAUAUUUUAAGACCUGACAGUGUCUAUGCUCUUUUUGAAGCGUUGCGUUAUUUUUUGAGAGAAGCCACAGGCACAGGAACUACUAACCUUUAUAAACAAUUAUAUUCACACAUUUCAAUAAGUGCAUUUGUAUGGAGAGGGGAAUGUUUGUUCAGGGGUGAUUUGGAUGCUGCAAAAGAUGCAAUAAACUUUUUUGACGUUUUCAAUAACAUGUAUGAAAAAGAACUUAAGUCUGACCCCACUCUACAACUCAAACUCUCUACUCAAAGAGAAGUAAGCUACAAACAAUCAAAGAAAAAGAAACCUGUAGUUGACGUGAGUAACAUAGAAAGAUUAAAAAAUCUAUUAAAUGAGAGCAUAGUUAAACUGACAGAUGCACUGUGUAGCAAAGCCAUUUCAAAUGAAGCCAAAGCUGUCUGGCACGAGCUUGCUGCUGACACAUUGUGUUAUUUGUGUUUGACCAAUCCAGUGGAUUUCACGACUAUUGAACAAAUAUCAGUUAUAGAAUAUGCGUUACGACCUGACAGCUCAAUACAAAAUCUAGUCAAGUGCAACAAGAUGAUGCCUCUCCUGUUUAAAUUUUCAGAAAGGUGUACAUUUGUCAUUACUGUACACCAUAACAGCGAAAUUGUAAUCAUACUGUCAUCUGCUGUGAAAAAUGCUAUAGACACACUGUUAAAGAAACGUCAAGAAGCUGGCGUUUCUUUGACACAUCGUUACAUUUUUUCUGGCUGCUCUGGAUCUGAUACUAGAACUCUGUCAGCUUUGAACUGUUUUUGCAAUUUAUGCCUGAAUCAAAAAGAAGGUUUAUCACCUGAUGUUUUGGGAAAUUGGAAGAAAAGACGACUAAUUUCAAAUAUUAUACACAUAUCUGAGAUGCCUCCUAAAGAACUGGAAUCUGUAAAGAAAUAUCUUGAGUCCUCCCGUGAUAAUCAGUCGACAUUACAAAUUGACAAUGAAGAAAAUCAGGAAUUUGAAAUGAGAGAAGAGUUAGAAGAAGCCUUGAAAAUUUAUGAAUUCAGCCAGAGUAAUCAAGAGAUUGUAUUUUCUGAUGAGACCAGUUGUUCCAGUGAAAGCAGUGUUAAGGGAGAGAGUAGUCCAACUCAAUAAAUAUGAGAAGAGAAGAGACCAAAUUGACUGGUCAACAUGUCUCAAUGUUCCUGUAACCAAUUACAAAGUAUAUAUUAUUCUAGUUCUAAGGUGACAUUUUUAUAAGACACUCAAGAUAAUUUGUGCAACUGAUUCAAAAGCUCCUGAUUUCGUUUCUCCUUGCAUGUAAUGAUUGUCUUGAGAGUCUUCACCACCCCUCUAAAAAAGGGCAAAAUAUAUCUUUUGAUUUAGCUGUUUCCGAUACUAUUUGUCGAGACUGAAUUUGGAAAAAAAACCUUUUAUUUCUUGUAUAGUCGGAAGUAUGUAUCAGAGAAACUCAAAUAUAAAUAUAUUUUUAGUAUUGUAAAAACUGUUUUUAGGGCCAAAAAUGUAACAAAAAUUGAAAUUUUUACAAAGCUUUAAAUAGAUUGGUGCAGUAACUCUUUUAGUAAAUGAUAAUAAAAUAAAUUAAAAGGAUUCGGCCAAUAACGUCGGCUGAAUCAGCUAAAUAAUAAUAGACAAUUUUUCUCCUUAAAAGCUCGUGGCUAUUGUGUAGUAAUAGCUGUUUGCAAAAUGUCCGGCCAUUAACGUCUUGUCAUUGACCUUGACACACCCCAGCCCCACAUCCCGCACCUCAGCAGCUUCAUUCUAUUGAUUUCAGGCUAAUAAAACAUAUUUUUGAUCUCAAAGUUACUAUGUAUUCCCGUCAAAACAUUAGUUGUAUUAUUAACUAAACCCCCUCGCCUAGGAGUGAGUGAGAUUUUGUAAGCAUUUGAAAUGCUCUGUACCUGUUCUCCAUCAGCACUCUGUGAAUGCUAGGAACAGUAUACUGUUCUGUAAGUAAAACUCUUGUAGUGUGUACAAAUAUGUUUUAUACAUUUUUAAUAAAUAAUAUGUAUCAAAUAA
Messenger RNA from Macrosteles quadrilineatus (aster leafhopper), 3391 nucleotides. RefSeq lists its product as uncharacterized. Lineage: Eukaryota; Metazoa; Arthropoda; Insecta; Hemiptera; Cicadellidae. The transcript is spliced from 4 exons. The record is from RefSeq and is a predicted model, not a curated record. Bases 254 to 2506 code for a protein of 750 amino acids.